AUGGAAGAUAUUCCCAUUCACAACGUCCUGAAGCCGGUGAUAGAGAAGAAGAGGAGAGAUCGGAUUAAUCAGCGUUUAGAUGAACUGAGAACUCUCCUUCUGGACAACACACUGGACUCGAGAUUACAAAACCCUAAACUGGAAAAAGCAGAGAUUUUGGAACUCACUGUGGAGUACAUCAGGAAAAAAGCCACAAAUGCAAAAGAAAAUGCUGCAGGUUGUAACAGAGACCCGGGCGACUGUGUCGCCCCUGUGCUGACUGCCGGGAGACCCCAUGUGCCCAUCGCAGGGCUCCAUGAUGGCCCUAAUAUCCACGCUCAUGCCCCCACCAACCCGCUCUACACAGCCGGCUUCCAGGAGUGCAUCACUCGCCUGACCGGCUUCAUUGAGUGUGUCGAUCUGUCGCAGCGGGAGAACUUCAUCCAAGGCCUUCGCCAUCACCUGCAGUCACACACCAAUGCCCUUUCGCAGGUCAGAGGUCAUGGGCAGACUCAUGCGUGGAUCGGGGGUGAUGUCCGAGCGAGUGCUGAGCCCUUCUCAUUUGCUAGCGGGCUGUAUCCCAAUUCAUUUGUCCUGCAUCACCCAUAUCCAUCUCCUCCAUACUCGCUAUCUCCUCCUCCUUCACCCUGCUACUCCUCCUCCUCUCCAAAGUACCUCUCUGUCCCCUGCCACUUCCACUUCCCUCCGUCCAUCUCUCCUCCGUCCGACUCCUCCUCAUCCUCCUCGUCUUUCAAGGCGUCCACGCCAGCGGUCUCAGUGAGCUUAGCACCAGCGACCCAGGCUCCUCCACGACCUCUGACCCCUCACUGCAUCUCUGCCCAGCAGACUCUGAGGCGAGAGCUCUUCCCGAGUCACACACAUGCCAUCUGGAGGCCGUGGUGA
Messenger RNA from Neoarius graeffei (lesser salmon catfish), 882 nucleotides. It is a transcript of the gene her1, whose product is annotated as hairy-related 1. Gene Ontology annotation, cellular component: nucleus. The record is from RefSeq and is a predicted model, not a curated record. Gene Ontology annotation, molecular function: RNA polymerase II cis-regulatory region sequence-specific DNA binding; protein dimerization activity; DNA-binding transcription factor activity, RNA polymerase II-specific. Bases 1 to 882 code for a protein of 293 amino acids. Lineage: Eukaryota; Metazoa; Chordata; Actinopteri; Siluriformes; Ariidae. The transcript has 4 exons. Gene Ontology annotation, biological process: anterior/posterior pattern specification; regulation of neurogenesis; regulation of transcription by RNA polymerase II.